AAGGAGAGAGAGGUGAGAAACAAGGAUCGGAUCAGCUGAAGCAGUUCCGAUUACAUAUCAAUGGCUUCUUAUGCGUCACGCAUCGUCAAUCACUCCAAGAAGUUGAAGGAUGUUUCGACUUUACUGCGCCGGGAACAUGCUUCAACAGUUCGCUAUUUCUCUAACACUAAUCGAGCUCCUCUGAACAGAGAAGAUACCGUUAAUGCCCUUCUUGGCUAUUCCCCACUGGAGAGGAUUUCCAAAUGUAGCAGCAGCACUGUUGCCCCGAAAACACUAAUUGUUAUUCAUCGGCUUCUAAGGGAAGGUGAUCCAACAUUCAGAGAGGCGCUAUUAAACUUUUCGCAGAGAGGGCGAAUUUGGCAGCUUUCUAACUUCAAGGAUGAUUCAAGCCCUAUUGCUUGGGAUUGUUCAGCUUGGGUACGUACUUAUGCAUUAUUCCUUGAGGAACGGCUUGAAUGCUUCAGGGUUUUAAAAUAUGAUACUGAAGCAGAACGUCUUCCUAAAUCUACCCCAGGCCAGGAUAAGGGGUACAGUAGAACCAGGGAUUUAGACGGUGAAGAACUCUUGGAACAGUUGCCAGCUUUGCAGCAGCUUCUAUAUCGUCUCAUUGGUUGCAGGCCAGAAGGCGCUGCUAACCACAAUCAUGUUAUUCAAUAUGCACUUGCUCUGGUGUUGAAAGAGAGUUUUAAAGUCUAUUGUGCUACCAAUGAUGUUAUUAUCAAUCUCAUUGACAAGUUCUUUGAAAUGCCAAAACAUGAAGCCAACAAUUCCCUUGAUAUAUACAAGCGUGCGGGUCAGCAGGCACGAAGCCUCUCUGAUUUCUAUGAAGCCUGCAAUGGAUUGGAACUUGCGAGGAAUUUUCAGUUUCCUGUUCUAAGAGAGCCUCCACAAUCUUUACUGACAACAAUGGAGGAGUAUAUUAAAGAAGCACCACGGGUUGUUGAUGUCCCAGCCGAACCACUGCUUCUAACGUAUAGGCCGGAUGAUGGACUGACUGCCGAAGAUACUGAACCGUCACAUGAAGAACGUGAAAUGUUACCUUUAGAUGAUGUGGUUGUUGUAUCUGAAGAGACAGAACCUUCUCCCCCACCUCCUCCUUCAGCCAGCACUCAGAACUUCAUUGAUACUGAUGAUCUACUGGGUCUGAACAGUGCUGCUCCUGAUGCAUCUGUGAUCGAAGACAGAAAUGCACUUGCGUUAGCCAUUAUUUCAACUGAUGCUAAUCCGUCAACGCCUCGUUUUGGUCAAGCAAUUGAUUACGAUCCUACAGGAUGGGAGUUUGCCUUGGUGACAGCACCCAGCAGUGAUAUCUCUGCAGCCACCGAGAGGAAAUUGUUGAAGGAUGUUUCGACUUUACUGCGCCGGGAACAUGCUUCAACAGUUCGCUAUUUCUCUAACACUAAUCGAGCUCCUCUGAACAGAGAAGAUACCGUUAAUGCCCUUCUUGGCUAUUCCCCACUGGAGAGGAUUUCCAAAUGUAGCACCAGCACUGUACUAGUGUCCAGUUUUUCAACUGCGACAACUUAUCUAAGCAGUGCAAUGGGAAGGCCAAUGUUUGGAAAAGAUUUUUCAUGUUCAAUGCAAUCAGCUAGAGGAUUUUCAUCGGGUUCAGAUCUGCCUCCUCAUCAAGAGAUCGGGAUGCCUUCUCUCUCGCCAACAAUGACUGAGGGUAACAUUGCCAGGUGGCUGAAAAAAGAAGGUGAUAAAGUUGCUCCUGGGGAAGUACUCUGUGAAGUUGAAACCGACAAAGCAACCGUCGAAAUGGAAUGCAUGGAAGAGGGCUAUCUCGCCAAGAUUGUAAAGGAGGAGGGUUCAAAAGAAAUUCAAGUCGGCGAGGUAAUUGCUAUUACAGUUGAAGAUGAAGAGGACAUUGGAAAGUUCAAAGAUUACACCCCAUCAUCUACUGCUGAUGCCGCUCCUACUAAAGCAGAACCAACUCCUACCCCACCAAAGGAAGAGAAGGUUGAACAGCCAUCAACGCCUCCUGAACCGAAGGCUUCCAAGCCUAGCGCACCUCCCACAGGAGAUCGUGUUUUUGCUAGUCCUCUUGCAAGAAAGUUGGCUGAAGAUAAUAAUGUGCCUCUUUCAAACAUUAAGGGCACAGGUCCUGAAGGACGCAUAGUGAAGGCAGAUAUCGAUGAAUACUUAGCUUCAGGUGGUAAAGGAGCUACUGCGAAGCCAUCUAAAUCUACUGAUUCUAAGGCCCCAGCUUUGGACUAUGUUGACAUCCCUCAUUCUCAGAUACGAAAGGUCACAGCCUCACGUUUGGCAUUCUCAAAGCAAACUAUCCCUCACUAUUAUUUGACCGUAGAUACAUGUGUUGACAAACUUAUGUGUUUGAGGAGAAAGCUUAAUUCUUUCCAAGAGGCUUCUGGUGGGAAACAGAUAUCUGUCAAUGAUCUUGUUGUUAAGGCUGCUGCAUUAGCUCUCAGGAAAGUUCCUCAGUGCAAUAGCUCAUGGACUGAUGAUUACAUCCGCCAGAUGCAGACAAGAAGGGUCUGUCCACAAUUGGAGAAGAAGUUCGGUUAUUGGAUCAAAAAGCAAGAGAGAACAGCUUAAAGCCAGAAGAUUAUGAGGGAGGAACAUUUACGGUUUCUAACUGGGAAGACCGUUUGGCAUCAAGCGAUUCUGUGCAGUCGUUA
Molecule: messenger RNA, 2642 nt
Organism: Camelina sativa (false flax)
Lineage: Eukaryota; Viridiplantae; Streptophyta; Magnoliopsida; Brassicales; Brassicaceae
Source: RefSeq, a predicted model, not a curated record